Pseudomyrmex gracilis is the source of this 864-nucleotide messenger RNA. RefSeq lists its product as uncharacterized. The transcript has 3 exons. Lineage: Eukaryota; Metazoa; Arthropoda; Insecta; Hymenoptera; Formicidae. Gene Ontology annotation, biological process: mitochondrial respiratory chain complex I assembly. The coding region runs from base 148 to 666 and encodes 172 amino acids. The record is from RefSeq and is a predicted model, not a curated record.
UGGCGUAUGGACUAACUUAAAUCGGUCCUUUGAACCAUAUAUGCACCAAACCUAUAUUAUCUACUUGUUACGUAGUGACGUUACCUUUCCUGCAUCACUGCCUGCUUAUGGCGAUUUAAAUUAGCGAGAUAUAAUUACCGUUUCACAAUGUAUUUGUUAGAGUAUCUAGCACACAACUGGAAAUACAGCAAUGCACCCGAAGGCCAAGCACCGUUUGAAAAAGUGAUUGGUUUAACCAAAUUUGGGUUUGGCGCUAGCUUUGGAAUUGGUAUAUAUGAUUGUGUGCUUCUAACUCAAGCAUACCAAUUCUGGGAAGUGGUGAAUUGCAUGUCUUAUUGGAUGAUACCUAUCACUGCCAUGUGCGCUACUUUUGCUUCAGUGGCAUACACAGUGACAAAAAUUCGAGGACAAGACGGAUAUGUCAAUUAUGCUCUAGCCUCAUUAGCUUCCGGUGGAGUUUUCUAUAAAUGGCAGAAAAGAGGAACAUUGAGCUAUCACGCCACUGUUGUAAUACUUGCAGGUGCCAUGUUAAAGAAACAUCAUGAUUUUAUUGGUGAAACACCAUUUCCAAUAGAAAAUCUUAAAAUACGCACUUCAAACGCCAUUGUCCCCUUUGAUUUCUCCCUUGUUAAGGAUCCCAGAGGACCCAGACCUUGGGAACAAUAAUCUCCUCAGAAAAAAAUAAUUAGUACUUUUAUUUUUUAUUAUGUAAGUGAAGGAUGUACUGUUAUACAAAAUGAUGAUAGAAAGAGGCACAAUGAGUGUAUCUUCUGCUUUUAACAUAAUAUUCAUUCAAGUGAUAUAAUAUAUUCAAUAUAAUAUUUAUUCAAGUUCUAGUACAGGAAAUAAAGAGUUGUAAAAUAA